CAGAAACCAAAUAAGAAAAGUCUCUUGAGAGAAAUUAGUUCGUUACUUAUAAUUAGGCUCCUUUAUUAGACCAGCAUGGCGGCUUGGCAAGUUAUGUUGGUUGUGACGCUGUUCAGCGCUCAGACGCGGGCACAGUUCGACUUGUGCUUUACUGACAGCGCCGCUGCCGGCGUGCCAAGCAACGAGUUCAACUUCACAGGAGUGGAUAACUUCGGGCUGGGCUUGAUCCGGGAGCUGAACGAGCACCUGACGGCGACGCAGAAGGCUGGGGACGUCAACCUGCUGGUGUCGCCCUACAGCGUGUGGAGCGCCCUCAGCCUCGCGUUGAUGGGCGCCCAGGGCACGACGCUUAAGCAGCUCCAGGACGCCCUCGGGCUUCCCAACACCAAGCUCGGUGCAUACAGGACUAAAUACGCUCUGGACUUUGUUCUGCGCGCACUGGGUUCAGGGGCCAACGGGAGCCCCGAGCUGCGCCGCGUCGACCGCGCCUACUUUGACCCCAGCGUCAACCUGCGCCCCUGCGUCUCUGACGUCAUCCACGACGUUCAGACCCUCAACAUGCUGGCCGACCCAGCGCCUGCGUGUCUCACCAUGCCUCCUCUCUUUGCACCGCCACGCCUGCGUGUCUCACCAUGCCUCCUCUCUUUGCACCGCCGUAUAAGUCUCGUCUUCCGUCACCAGAAGCCUGAUCUGGACCAGACGCUGGCGAAGCUUUCGCCGUACACGCUGGGGCAGGCCCUGGCUGCCAUGAAGCCGCUUCAAGUCAAUGUCUCAAUUCCCAAGUUCGACCUUGAGGUCAAACUAGAAGAUGAACUAGUGCAAAGCCUGAAGCAGCUGGGCAUCACGGACAUGUUCGACCGCACGCGCUCCAACUUCUCCAGCUUCACCGCAGACUCUGGGCCUCUCUUCGUGGAUGAAGCCAUCCACAAGGCCAAGGUGCGGGUGGACGAGAGCGGCACGGUGGCUGCCGCCGCCACGGCGCUCAUGGCCACCAGGAGCGGCGCCAACAGCGCCAUCCAGUUCGUGGCCAACCGUCCCUUCCUCUUUCUCAUCUACGACAGCCGCGUCAGAGUGACCCUCUUUGCCGGCAUCAUAAGGAACCCCACCAAAUAAACAUGCACCAUUCAAUACAACAUUAUCAUACCAAAGCCGUAAAGGUUCUGACUCCAGAGCGUCUAUGUCUCCCAGUACUCUAGCAGCGAAGGAAACGAACUUGGAUUUGGGAUUGAAAUUUGCGAGUUCAGUUCGAACUAUUUUGUUUAUCAGUACAUUCCAAUGCACUUCGGUUUGUUUUCUGUGAUGUUUUUAUACAUGACGUUUAGUUGCUUCAAAGGGACAAGUUUUACACGGGCGCCUGUAAGGCAAUAGUACCAAUUACACGGGCUAGCGUAACAGCCGAUAUAUAUCAAUGGAUAACUUAUUUUCCUUCUUGAACUUAUUUACUUUCUAAGCUUCCAUUUUUAUAUCUCCCAUUCUACCUAAUGAAGUACAUGGCUUGCGUAGGUCUGUUGAAAUCUAUUUUGAAUUAUCUUAAGGAAAGUUUUGUAAUCGAGCCGCAUUAAACACAAAUAAAUCUUG
Molecule: messenger RNA, 1578 nt
Organism: Hyalella azteca
Lineage: Eukaryota; Metazoa; Arthropoda; Malacostraca; Amphipoda; Hyalellidae
Exons: 6
Coding region: 76-1113 (345 amino acids)
Molecular function (GO): serine-type endopeptidase inhibitor activity
Source: RefSeq, a predicted model, not a curated record